CUCGCAGUCUUUUAAGAAGUACAUAGCACAUAGGUGCUUUAAAUUCUUGUCCUUUCCUCGUCCCAUUUACACCCCAAUCUGCAUUCCCUGUCAUGCGUCGCUUCUUCGGCCGCUUCGCCAGUCGCCCGCGCGUUGUCGCCGGCAACCAGACUCCGCGGCGCACGGUGCCCGAGAGCAUCCCGCGUCCCCCGUACGCUGUAAGCGGCGGUAUGUCGGACCUCAAGCCCUUCAUCCCCAUCCUGGACGCAGAGCAGCAGCAACGGCUGCGCGCAGCCUGUGCGUUGGCUGGAGACAUCCGCGAGUUCGCCAAGCCGCUGUGCCAACCCGGAGCCACGACGGAGGAUAUCGACCGCCUCGUGCAUGAGGAGAUUGUUCGACGCGGCGCCUACCCGUCGCCUCUGAACUACGGAGGCUUCCCCAAGGCGCUAUGCUCGUCUGUGAAUGAGAUCGUAGUGCACGGUAUUCCCGAUACUAGGCCGCUGGAGGACGGAGACAUUGUCAAUAUCGACGUCUCCGUCUUCCUGGGCGGAUUCCACGGCGAUACGUCUCAAACGUUCCUGGUGGGGUGUGUGGACGAGGCCGGGAAGCACCUGGUGGAGGUCACUAACCAGGCGCUUAUGGGCUCCAUCGAGCACUGCUGCAAGCCACUCAAUCGCUUUGCUAGUAUAGGAGACUUCGUGCAGAAGCUAGUGGAAAAGGAGGGACUGGGUGUAGUGCGGGAAUACACUGGUCACGGUAUUGGCAAGGAGUUCCACUGCUUGCCCUUCAUCCUGCAUCAUCGCAACGGCGAGCCGGGCAAGAUGCUGCCGGGUAUGGCGUUCACAGUGGAGCCGGCGCUCACGGAGGGAAGUCCCGAGAUUGAGCACUGGGACGACGGCUGGACUGUGGCUACGGCAGACGGCGGACGAUCGGCGCAGGCGGAACACACCGUGCUUAUCACCGAGGACGGCGUCGAUAUUCUGACAUAGAAACAAGCCGUUGCUGUUUUGGAUGGAAAAUUUAACUACGUGAAGCAGAUAAAGCUGUGGAGAUCUCCAUUUAUAUACGGCAACUAAUCUAUAGCAGCAUCCUACCGCGAUUGUAGACCAUGUGCUGUCUAGCUGCUUUGUGGACUCGUUCAUCAGGACACAAAGUUAUCUCCGUUAUACUGCAUCGCAAAGACAACGCUUUAUAAUCCGAGAAACAGGGCCAUAAUUGCAAUAAGAGAGCAUUAUAGAUGCUCAAGUGCAGCAUAGCUAAGGUAAGGGAUGGUUAGUAAGGGCGACAGUGCUAUUGCACAGAAACCAGAGAUGAAAGU
Phytophthora nicotianae INRA-310 is the source of this 1297-nucleotide messenger RNA. Its product is annotated as methionine aminopeptidase, type I. The transcript has 2 exons. The record is from RefSeq and is a predicted model, not a curated record. Bases 93 to 968 code for a protein of 291 amino acids. Gene Ontology annotation, molecular function: metalloaminopeptidase activity. Gene Ontology annotation, biological process: proteolysis. Lineage: Eukaryota; Oomycota; Peronosporomycetes; Peronosporales; Peronosporaceae.